Messenger RNA from Nicotiana tabacum (common tobacco), 612 nucleotides. RefSeq lists its product as uncharacterized. Gene Ontology annotation, biological process: regulation of transcription by RNA polymerase II. NCBI's taxonomy places the organism in Eukaryota, Viridiplantae, Streptophyta, Magnoliopsida, Solanales, Solanaceae. Gene Ontology annotation, molecular function: protein dimerization activity; RNA polymerase II cis-regulatory region sequence-specific DNA binding; DNA-binding transcription factor activity, RNA polymerase II-specific. The record is from RefSeq and is a predicted model, not a curated record.
AUGGAGGAGGAGGAGAAGACUGCAAUGGAGGAGGAGGACAAGACUACAGAGAAGAAGACUGCAGGGCGUCAAACAGUUCCUUUGGUAAAACUUGAAUGGCCAGAAGAUCGCUACGCUACAUUCUCCGAGCGUCGCUCGGGGUUAUAUAAAAAAUCAAGUAAAGUGGUUGGAGAAUGUGGCAUAGAUAUAGGAAUAGCUCUUUUUUCGCUGGCUGGUAAUCCAUUUUCUUUUUUUCACCCAACGCCUAAUCUAAUCUUAGAUCAUGUUAAGAAUCCUAACAUAGAAUUGAGCAAAAGUACAAAAUUUGUUGUUGUAUAUGCACCAAAUAAUGUAAACCAAACCAACAAUAGGAUUAAUGAGAAUGAGACAAUAGAAAAGGCUGCAAAAAGUCAAAUGUUUUUACUUGAACAAUUGAACAAGACUAGACAUAUAGACUUGUGGGAAUGCAUUGACCAGUUCAAUGCAAAUGAUAUAACUAAAUGUGAAGCUUGGUUAAAGGGCAUUAUCUUUGGAUUGGAAAAUCGUUUAAAACAAUUAGAGAAGAGAGCUUCAUCUUCAUCACAAGCACUUCUAGAUAAUGCACAUAACUCAUCUAGCGCUUCAAAUGAAUAA